This is a messenger RNA of Scleropages formosus (Asian bonytongue), 1124 nucleotides long. RefSeq lists its product as uncharacterized. Lineage: Eukaryota; Metazoa; Chordata; Actinopteri; Osteoglossiformes; Osteoglossidae. The coding region runs from base 27 to 1124 and encodes 365 amino acids. The record is from RefSeq and is a predicted model, not a curated record. The transcript is spliced from 6 exons.
UCUGCGCCACUUCAAACACAGAGUCCAUGAUCAUGGGGAAAAACUCGCAGCUACAGCGCGCGCUCACGGCGCUUCUCGUGCUCGCGCUCGCGUCUCCCGAGGGCUCCGUUCGGGCGGGACGCUCGUCCUCCAGGGGUCUCCUGCGCACGGGCGGCUGGACACCGGAGGGACACGGAUCGUCCGGCGACGGCGAGCUGGACGGCGCCGGCGGGACCAUAGAGCGCAGUGAAGGACACCAGGCUCUCCAGGGCUUUCUGGCGGGUGCAGAGAAGCUGCGGCCCCUGGCCCCUUCGGUGCGGUGUGACGAUGACACCAUGAGCCUGAGGCUCCGCGGACGCAGGGAUUCCGGUGUUCUGGUGGAUCGAGCGGGUGGCCCGCCUGUCCCCUUGUCCCAGCUGCCCCCCCACUGUGGCUUCUCCCUCCGGAGGUCCAGGAGAGACCUGCUGCUGGUGGCUCCGUACGACGGCUGCCACGUGUCCCGAGAGGACGGUCGCUAUGUCCUGCCCCUGCGUGUCCAUGGGGCGCCGGUGAAGAUGUCCUGCCCCGCGACCCUCCGUUCUCCGGCCACGGUCUCCUGCGGAGACUCGGAAAUGGUGGUCAGGGUGGAGGGGGCUUCAGCGCAUGAGGUCAGAGUGAAGGUGGGGGGCUCAUGGGAGUCCUUGCUCUCCAUCUGUGGAUGGUGUGCCUCCAGUGUUGAUGUUCACCGUGGACACCUGCUUGUCACGAUCCCCUACACCUCAGCCUGUCUGGAGUCUGAGGAGGCCAGUCUCUCACUGAGGCUGCUGACCACAUCUGAGGAGACGACUCUGUCAUGCCCCCGACCCUCGGACGAUGAGGAUGAAGACGAUGCCGGUCCUACUCCACCUGCCCGUCCUGCGUACCCCAUGUUCCCUCCCUACUACCCAAUGUCCUUCUACCCUCUGUAUUAUCCUACUGUAGCCCCAACUGCCCCCAGACCCUCCUACCCCAGGUACCCAUUUAACCCAAUGGGCUUCCCCUACAUGUACCCCCAGGCUCCCCGGAGUGUGGCAGGUAAAGCGGCUUCCCAGGGGGUCAUGUACCCUGGUUAUCCCCUGUUCCCCAUGCCUUACGUGUACCGCUAUCCAACGGUUCCCCACCACUGA